Messenger RNA from Oncorhynchus nerka (sockeye salmon), 1606 nucleotides. RefSeq names its product ADRM1 26S proteasome ubiquitin receptor (gene adrm1). Gene Ontology annotation, molecular function: proteasome binding; endopeptidase activator activity. The record is from RefSeq and is a predicted model, not a curated record. The transcript has 10 exons. Bases 156 to 1397 code for a protein of 413 amino acids. Gene Ontology annotation, cellular component: nucleus; cytoplasm; proteasome regulatory particle, lid subcomplex. Lineage: Eukaryota; Metazoa; Chordata; Actinopteri; Salmoniformes; Salmonidae.
AGAAUUGCGAAAGAGUCACCAUAGAAGAAGCGAACAGUUCACGCAAACCCACGAAGAAGAGCAACGAGGAAGUCUGAUACAUAACUUUUGUUGCCAGCUAAACUUCAGAAUUAAACCAACCAGCCUACGUGUCUGUCAACAACCCGAGGAUCAUCAUGUCUUCAGGUGCCCUAUUCCCCAGCCUGGUAUCAGGCUCCCGGGGCUCGUCCAGUAAAUAUCUGGUGGAGUUUCGUGCCGGUAAGAUGACCAUGAAGGGUAGCACAGUGACACCGGACAAACGUAAGGGCAGUGUGUACGUCCAACAGACGGACGACUCCCUCAUCCACUUCUGCUGGAAGGACCGGGGAUCUGGAAAUGUUGAUGAUGACCUGAUCAUCUUCCCUGAUGACUGUGAGUUCAAGAAGGUGAGCCAGUGUACCACUGGGCGUGUGUUUGUGCUCAAGUUCAAGGCUGGAUCCAAGAGGCUGUUCUUCUGGAUGCAGGAGCCUAAGUCGGACAAGGACGAGGAGUAUUGCCGUAAGGUGAAUGAGUACCUGAACAACCCUCCCAUGCCUGGAACACUGGGCAGUGGAGGCAGUAGCAGCCACGAGCUGUCAGCUCUAGGAGGUGAGGGUGGCCUGCAAAGCCUCCUGGGUAACAUGAGCCACACACAGCUGAUGCAGCUGAUUGGACCAACUGGUCUGGGAGGACUUGGUGGUCUAGGGGCCCUAGCAGGACCAGGUCUGGCCAGUCUGUUAGGCAGUGGAGGCCCUGCUACCAGCUCCUCAUCCUCCAGCUCCCGUAGUCAGUCUGCGGCCGUCACCCCCUCCUCCGGUUCCACCACCACCCGGAUCAGUUCGACCGUGGCCCCCACCACUCCAGUUACCCCUGCUGCCACCUCUGCUGCCUCCCCCACUGUCACCCCCACCACUCCUGCUGCCCAGACCCCCGUCGUGCCGGCAGCCGUCGGCUCCCCCACCCAGCCCAUCCAGCUCAGCGACCUGCAGAGCAUCCUGGCCACUAUGAACGUACCGGCCAUGUCGGCUGCCGUCGCCGUGCAGGGAGGUGACGUGGACCUGGCCAGUGUGUGUACCCCGGAGAUCAUGGCUCCUAUCCUGUCUAACUCUGAGGUACAGCAGAGGCUCCUACCCUACCUGCCCUCGGGAGAGUCUCUACCUCAGAGUGCAGAAGAGAUCCAGAACACACUCACCUCGCCACAGUUCCAACAGGCGAUGAGUAUGUUCAGCAGUGCCUUGGCAUCAGGACAGCUCGGACCUCUCAUGAACCAGUUUGGUCUGCCCUCUGCGGCUGUUGAUGCAGCAAACAAAGGAGAUGUGGAAGCGUUUGCCAAAGCCAUGGAAGGGACUGACAAGGAUAAAGACAAGAAGGACGAUGACGAGGACAUGAGCCUGGAUUAGAAGAUCUGACCUGGAGUCUCUUGACACGUGUCCUUCUGUUACUUACCGAUAGUCUGGAGUGUUGCCUCAAUGAAUAUUUAGCAUUUCUCAGAUGCAUCUUUACAGAAAAUGCACUGUGCCAACGAAUCAAUCGUCUUUGAAUAGCUUGUGUGUGUGUAUUCAAUGCAUUUACAUUAACAUUAAAUUAAUAAAAGUAUGACAAUUACAAA